AAGAUUUUUUUAUAUAUAGCGAUUAAACUUUCGAAAUAGAGGGAUGGUAUUAAUAUUAUUUAUAUUGGUUGGUGUUGCUAAGGUAAUCUUUGCUAAAAACGCUCAAUUGGAAGAUGUGCUAUUGGAACGAAAAUUACUUUUCUUUUUGAGUAAUAAUAAAUUGUGGCAGAUGGAGAUGGAAGGAAACAUCAUCCAUGAGAAACUCGUGAACGACGCUUUUGUAGUUGACUACGACUUCGAUGAAAUAGGGAAUCGGUUGUUUUGGAUUGACCAGGCUGGGCAAAUCAUUGCAAGAAAUAUUAAUGGUCAAUCUGUCGAUAAAUGUAUGUUUCGGUAUUAUUUAGCUGGUUCUGGGACGAGAAUCACAUACAACACCGUGACAGAUAAGUUUUAUAUAAUCGAUGGUCAGUCACAAGAAAUCGAUAUGAUCGAGUCGAUGGGUAAGAACCAAACGGUUUUGUUCAAACGAAAUCCAAUUAAAGAAGAGUAUGUGAUACGGGAAAAGCCGAGAAAAAUCGUUCUAGAUCGUCAAGCGGGCCUAAUGUUUAUUUUGACUGACUUGAAUGGUGUAAAAAAUAUAUACCAAUCAAAAACAGAUGGUACUUCAAAAAAACUAUUAAUUUCAAAUAUUGGCGGUGAUGAAAUUGGAAUCAAUUCUAAUCAUAAAAGAAUAUUUUGGGCUAAUACUAAACAAAAAGUCAUUGAAAGCGCCAACUACGAAGGACAAAAUAGAGCAUUUGUUGCAAAAAUUAAAAAUUCGGUAGCAUUAAAUAUAUAUAAUAAUGAAUUGUUUUGGAUUAUUAACGAAAGUGAAUGGGGAUGUUCGAAAAGUGCUGUUUAUGGAUGCAGAUUAGAAUCGGGUACGUGCGAAAUCAGUCCCGAUUGCCGAAUUCAAUUGGAAGAUCAAUGUCGGAAUCCACGAUCUUUGAAAAUUGUUGGGCUUCAACGUAUAUAAAAUAGAAAUAUUGGAAGCAGUCAUAAAAGCAAAAAAAUCUACAUUUACUCAUUUUUUAG
Molecule: messenger RNA, 1014 nt
Organism: Ceratosolen solmsi marchali
Lineage: Eukaryota; Metazoa; Arthropoda; Insecta; Hymenoptera; Agaonidae
Product: low-density lipoprotein receptor-related protein 2-like
Exons: 4
Coding region: 44-955 (303 amino acids)
Source: RefSeq, a predicted model, not a curated record